GCAUCCCACCCUUAAAAUGCACAUGUAUAAAAACAUCCCACAAGCUCUAGGAAUUAUAGAUUUCUGGAGAACCAAGUUUGUUGAAAACUCUUACAUUCACAAGAAAAAUUACUCUUACUGUUGCAGACCUGUUUACCCAUGGAACAAGACAGACUCCAGGACACAAUGCUUUCCAGGUCAAUUGAGAUGGUUGAUGGAGCCGGCUGCAGCCCCCCUACUAAUGCAGACAACUGGUGGGAUCAUCCGUACACUGCACAGACUACCAGCCAGCAAUUUGUUGCCGUAUCUUCCUCAUACAAUUUUACAGAGUCCGUGAUUCAAAACCCAACCACAACCUACUCCUCCUUAUCUUACCAAUGGCCUGAGGGGAGAUAUACUCCAUACUCUGUAGCAAGCAGCGUUGCCAUUAGCAGUCAAUCCUAUCCACCACCCCAGCAAGCUUUGAGCUACUCAGCUGGUCGUACACUGAGUGCUCCCUCACAAGGGUUCGCCAUGGCAAUAAGCCCGCAAGGAUUCUCCACUAGCCCUCCUCCGUACCCUUACAGCAACUUCUUGAAUAGUGCACCUACACGUGUUCAAAGCAGCUUCUACCAAUCGAAUGACCGUGCAUUAAUGGACGAGAGUCCUGUUUCUUCACCCGAAUCACUCGAUUUCUUUCAAACAGAUAGUAAGAACAGAGUAGCUGUCCCUAUGGUUGAUCAGCUCUGCCUACCUCCACCCACGAAAAUGGCUGAGAUACCUAAGUUCUCGAUCACCAAUGGUUUCACUACAGUACCGUAUCCCGCUGCCAGUCAGAGCAUGCAAGUGGAUUCCGGAACGACCAGAAAACAAGUCCGAAUGCCUCAACGAAAGGGAGGUAUUCAACUCUGGCAAUUUUUGUACGCCCUUCUCUCCGACAAGAGCCGCUCAAAGCUCAUUGAAUGGACGUCAAACGGAGGAUCUAAAGAAUUCAGAAUGCUGGAGCCUGAGUCGAUUGCCGUUUGGUGGGGAACAAUCAAGAGCAAGCCAACCAUGACAUACGACAAAUUCAGUCGCUCCCUUCGCUAUUAUUACCACAAAGGCAUUCUCAAGAAGAUCCAGGGGGAGAGGUACAUGUAUCAGUUCCUUGUCGACCCGGAGGACAUGUACAGACACAUUGGCGCCUCAGACAAGAGGCCUGAGCUCAAGACCAUGCCCAAGGAAGCUAAAAUGGUGAUGGGAAUCUUUCAGAAGCAAAGCGUUGAAACGACGGUAAGCAGGGCGCCCAUAGUAACCAAACCCCCUGAGGGACUGCGAGAGUCAUCAAAUCUGAAAACCGAAUUCAAAUCAUCACUCAAACUGGAAAGCAUUGGAUUGGACUGUAACAAUUCAAACAAUACACUUAUAACGAACACUAAUGAUGAUAUUAGACUCCCAUUUUCUCUGUCACCACAACUACCCAUACUAAUACCAGCUGUUGCAUGGUGAAACCAUUUGUGCACUAUAAUAUGUUUAACCAUAAUUUUUCUUGUUUCUUACAUUUUUGUGUUUAAACAGAUAACCUUAUCAUAAUGAA
Molecule: messenger RNA, 1534 nt
Organism: Halichondria panicea
Lineage: Eukaryota; Metazoa; Porifera; Demospongiae; Suberitida; Halichondriidae
Product: ETS translocation variant 4-like
Exons: 3
Coding region: 139-1446 (435 amino acids)
Biological process (GO): cell differentiation; regulation of transcription by RNA polymerase II
Cellular component (GO): nucleus
Molecular function (GO): sequence-specific DNA binding; DNA-binding transcription factor activity, RNA polymerase II-specific
Source: RefSeq, a predicted model, not a curated record